Molecule: messenger RNA, 4304 nt
Organism: Dendronephthya gigantea
Lineage: Eukaryota; Metazoa; Cnidaria; Anthozoa; Malacalcyonacea; Nephtheidae
Product: NACHT, LRR and PYD domains-containing protein 3-like
Exons: 1
Coding region: 66-3614 (1182 amino acids)
Molecular function (GO): protein binding
Source: RefSeq, a predicted model, not a curated record
AAUCAACUAUUUACACGUAGCAAGCUGUAUAUCACAUAGCAUAUUAUAUCUUUCCUUCAAAAAUUAUGGAUGGUGUUAAAGAAUAUAUAAUAUCCAAGAGAUUUAGCAUCUUAUCCUACAUAUGUGUGGUCAUCCAUCUUCACUGUGGAGUGAUAUUUACUGCAAUUACAACGUCUCUCAGACUUAGCGAGAUGGAAAGGUUCAAUUGUGCUGUCGACACAAGAUAUGCAACUCACAAAAGUUAUGUCGAGAAAACGUGUUUUUCAAUCUACGAUAACGAGUACAACUCUCCUGUGAAAUUCUCCGCCUUCGUUCCGUUCAAUUUUGGUUCUGUUGUUGUUGUGAGUGUCGUUUAUUCGCUUGCUGUUGGCAAUCGUAUCGAAGAUGCAGUAAGACUCUCAAGUAGAAGUGAUGAACCUCAAACAGUCGCGAGAGGAAACAAUGAACAAGGUAGAAAAACCUUUUAUGUUUUCAAUUUCUAUAUGUUCCACCUUGUGGCUCGUUCAAUGCUCUGUAUCUUAUUCACAAUCCUUCAGUAUACGGUAUUAUAUCCGAGUGGUUAUGAUUCUCAAUUCAGUUGUGUUUAUCGCGAAUUGAGAUCAGUCGAUCCCAACAUGACUCCAGCAAAUAAUGGAAGUGCCAACCUAUCUAGUGUAGAAUGUACGAACUCGGCUGCCAAAGAUAAACAGUUUUGGUUGACAAUUGUGUCUGUUUGUAAUGGCAUUUUUGCUGUAAUUGCAUUAGCAGAAAUUGUUUAUCUACUGAAGAAGCGAUUUUUCCGUCUCACCCCUCAAUCUUCUACAUGGUCAUGUGAUUUGCAAUUUAUUAAUGAACAUUUUCUUCGAAAGCGAUACGUAGCCAACAGUUGUGACAUUUACAAGCAAAAGGUCAUGAAGUUUUUUCUUACGCCAGACAUAAAUUACGGUUUAAAUAAUACAAGCUUAGAUAUGAUGUUUAUCGAUGUUGUUAUCCACUCGGGGCAAGCACCACUUAAAUUUUCAAAAGAUUUGACUAGGCAUGAAAUCUAUGAUGUUUAUAUGAAAGUUCCUGAAAAGUCGAUACAUCUGAAACAGAUUAAAGAUCUGUUUUAUGCAAACAAAGAUACUAACUAUAAUGUCCCUUCCACCAUCUUGGUAAUUGGGCGUCCUGGGAUCGGAAAAACUGUUUUGACCAGGAAAAUUAUGUCCGAUUGGGCAAAAGGUGAUGAUAAAAUUUAUCACAAUAGGAUCGCUUUCUACUUUAAAUUUCGAGAAUUCAUUUUCAAAGAGAUGCAAUACUUAACAAUUAAAAAAUUUCUACAGUUUGGAACCGAACUAAAUGAAGAUGAGUUUGAAGGUCUUUUUGAAAAAAUUUGGAAAAAUCCACAAAAUGCUAUUUUCAUUUUUGAUGGCUUGGAUGAAUUUGGCGCCGAUGUAAAAAACAUUCAGUAUGUCCUAGCUCAGUCGAAGAAGUAUUCUAGCAAUGAUGUUUCUUGCCAAAUGUCAGCAAUGUCUCUUUUUGUCAAAAUCUUGUCGGGCGAAAUGUUACCAGGAGCAACAGUUUUGGUGACCAGCAGGCCAAUUGUAAAUGAUGUUUUGUGCAAACUUCAUUUUGGAAGAACUGUUGAGAUCAUCGGCUUCACAUCUGAUAAAAUAGAGCAGUAUGUAAAACAGUUCUGUGCUAAUCAUAACAAGUGUGAUCUAGAAGCAACAAUGCUGAGUCAUAUCAAAUCAUCAUCUGAAGUAAAGAAUUUAUGCUACAUUCCAGUGAAUUGUUUUAUUGUUUGCGUUGCUCUGUUCGAAUGUCUUAUUGAUUCAGAUGGUGAUAUUGGUUCUCUACCAACUACUUUGACUAAACUGUACGAGUUGGCCUUAGUCUACUUCAAUAAGUAUCAUGAUCGAAAUGAAAACCAAGAAGAAGUUCUAAAAAUACUGCGAGAGUUGGCUUUUAACGGUAUGGAAAAAGACAAACUGAUUUUCAAUGUUGACGAGAAAAUAAAGGGAUCAGGAUUGUUAAACUCGUUACCUAAGCCAAGUUUUCAAAUUCAAGAACAAGGUUGCUUUAUUCAUUUAACUUUCCAAGAAUUUCUCGCGGCGAAGCAUAUUGUGGAAACAAAUACCCCCGAACAAGUGAAAGAAUUCAUAUCUUCUCAUAUCAAACAUGGCAAAUGGCAUCUGGUGCUUCAGUUUCUUGCUGGAUUGUUGCGAGAGAAAAUGGAGACAUCUCAUGAAUACAGAAGCUGUGUGUUGAUGUUUAAAGAACAUUUUACUUGCGAAAUUAGUAAUGAAGAAACGGUUUGUUUCCUCGAUCUUUAUCAAAUACUUGUGAUGAAAUGUUUAAGAGAAACACAGAAUGAAAAUAUUGCCAGAGAAAUUGUUGCGACCUCUAUUCUAAAAGAUGUGACGGAGAUCUCAUGUCCCUACCAUAAAGCAUCAUUGCUUUCUCCAAGCGAUAUAACGGCAGUUGUGUUUCUUUGCAAGCAUAUGAAGAUUUUAAAUAGUUUAGAUGUGAAGUAUUUAUCCAGUUUGGAUUGUUCGUUGGAACUGUUGAAAUUACUCCAAGGAAGAUGCAUGAAAUCACUCAACAUCGUUGGUUGUCAUCUUGGUGACUCGGGUCUAGAGCAUCUUGGUGCAUUAUUGAAAUCUGGUUGUCUGGUGAAUCAUGAGUAUUCCAAGCUCACCAUGUUGAAUCUUGGACGAAACACUAUUACUGCUGCUGGUAUGGCUGGUGUUUUAGAUAAUCAGGUUUAUAAUCAGUUGACAGAUCUUGACCUUAGCUACAAUCCUAUUCGUGAUGAAGGUGUUCGUAUUCUAUCUAUCUCAAUGCAAGAAAGGCGCUUGAAUCUUGAAACCUUAAAUCUUGCCUCCUGUUCUCUGACUAGUGAGAGCGUACCUUGGCUCGUGAAAUUUCUUAGAAAUGAACAUUGUGGACUAAGAACCUUGAAGCUCAGUAGCAAUGAUAUAAAAAAUGAAGGUUUAUUUGCCUUGUGCAAUGUUCUUGGAAAUGAAAUAUGCAACCUAACUGAGUUGACUCUUUCCAGCUGUUCACUAACUGAAAAAUGCAUGUCUACGUUGUGCCGCGCUCUUGAUGAAGAACAUUGUCGAUUAAAAACAUUAAACCUUAGUAGCAAUGAUAUUAAGGAUGAAGGUUUAGACAUCUUGUGCAAAGUUAUUGGAAAGGAAACAUGUAAUCUGACAGAGUUGCAUCUUUCCGGCUGUUUUUUAACGAUUAACUGUAUGUCCACGUUGAUCCGCGCUCUUGAUGAAGAACAUUGCACGCUAGAAGUAUUGAACCUUGGAUUCAACGAUUUAGGUGAUGAAAGUGUGCGUGAAUUGUGCGAUGUUCUUCAGACAAGAACAUCUCAUCUUACCCGGCUGACGAUUUCCGGUUGUUCUUUAACAGACGAAUGCAUUCCGAUCUUAUGCAAAGCUCUCGGAGAUGACCGAUGUAAGCUCACUCAUUUGGAUGUAAGUUACAAUGGAUUCAAGGAUAAACAUUUACGAUUACUUGCGAGCACUCUUGGACUUCGAAGUUGUUGUCUUCGUCGUUUGAAUAUUGGGAGAAAUAAGAUCACCGAAGAAGGUGUGAAGUUGCUUAAAGAGACCUUAGGAACACGUUUAGACAUCGUGGUUUAAUGUUAAGCAGGGAUGCACCAGUAUCUCUAUGGAGCCCCUCAAUUCCAUCUUCCACAAGUCCAUCAAACAGUGCACCCCACCCUUUCGAUCUCGAAUACGAUCCUGGAAGCGCACCAGGUCUUGCACAACUUCAGACUAAGACAGCCCGUGAUCCUGUUCUCCACAGUUCACAUUAACCGGUUGGCAGCAGCAACAACAGCAAAUUCCACCAGGGGUAAGAAGAAGAUCACCAAAGAUUUCUCCUAAAAGGCUAACGCAUCAUCAUUCCUACCUCAUUACGCCCUACAAGAAAGAAACAAUCCACCGGAGUCACAACGAAAGGCCAGAUGCCAAAUCCGUGCUCAACAACCUAUAUAUUGGCCAGGCAUAAAUCCGAAUCCACGACUUGGUCUCCCGCUGAUCGCAAUGCCUGACGCAAUCAGCAAAUAAAGACACUCAUUCAACACAAUGUACCCAAAGAACCCUGGACGAAAAUAGCAUCAGACGUGUUUAUUCUGCACAGACAUAACUAUGUUAUCAUCACUGACUACACCUCAGAAUACAUCGAGACCUGCAAGAUAUCGCCGAACAAGAAUCACUAACGUUUAGUAAACUUUCUUUGGUGUGGAGAAGUUAUGUUAUUCUGAACACAUCUUCGUCGUCUAUGUGUUAUAGUCGUCUUGUAAUAUAAUGUAUGUAUUUUAUGGUUAG